Molecule: messenger RNA, 1356 nt
Organism: Exophiala mesophila
Lineage: Eukaryota; Fungi; Ascomycota; Eurotiomycetes; Chaetothyriales; Herpotrichiellaceae
Exons: 2
Coding region: 185-1156 (323 amino acids)
Biological process (GO): transcription initiation at RNA polymerase II promoter
Cellular component (GO): transcription factor TFIID complex
Source: RefSeq, a predicted model, not a curated record
CCCCAGUCUUGCUUCUUCAUACUUACAUACCUACCCACUCAUUCAACAAUCAAUCCAUGCAGUAUACGUUGCUACUUAACUUGGACAGAAUGUUAUAGCACUGUCAUCAUAUUCCUAUCUUUGCAGUUUCAACUACAUCUUUUUAUCCCCUUCUCCCCCAGACCAGACUCCGACCACCGGACAGAUGACUUCCGCUUCUGGGCCGCGAAAGAUUCCCUAUCACCAUCACCAUGUCCUACACCAUAAACAAGCACCCUUCCCGAGUAAAGAGCCUGCCUUGAUCGAUCAACAUGUGGUCGACAAAUUACUCAUCGACAGUGUCAAGACUAUUUGUGAAGAGGUCGCAGCCAAGGAAGGCAUUCAGAAUCCAGUGAUUGAAUCGGUCGCACUUGAAUCCAUUACUGCCGCAGCAGAUGAAUUCAUACUUCGCUUUCUAAGCAAAGUGCGACGGUCUAUGCAGGCUGCGCGACGCACAGCACCCAUCCCAAAUGACUUUGAAUCCGCAAUCUAUGCCCUUGAUGUAGCCAGACCAGACGACCAGCUAGCUCCAUACAAGACACAACCAACCAUCAAUCCUCCGUUAUAUCCAACACCUCCCCCCGAUGAUGUAUUCCACAAUACAGUACAGCUACCGCCCGACUUCCUGGGCCCCGACUUGGAUGGUCAUGGGCAGUUGAAAAAGUUCGCGUUCAAUACAUCUGGUCUGCCGGCUCUCCCUUCGGCGCACACCUUCAAACACACGGCACUGUAUCCCGUCCUUGAGAAGGACACCAGGAAGAUUCGAGAGUUGGCGACGCAAGAGGGUAAACUUGGGGAGCAUGCUUUGCGCAAGCUAGCGGGUGCUGUCAAACUGGAAGCCACACAUCCGAUCGACUCGGAUAGCGUCAAGGAGAAGAGACAGUCCAAGAUCAAUCGAAGGUGGACAAAGGGAGUGGCUCUGUCGGAGGAAGCCGUCUUCGAAGAGACGUUACGAGAGCUAUUGGCCAAAGAGCCAGGAGGUUUCGAACUGGGGCCGAUUGUGACUUGUGAGAAGGCGUACCGCAUGCCGGAUGAUGCACAGAUCAAAAGACGUGCUCCGGUGGGUGUUGCUGCGGGAGGCUCAGCUGCACAGCCAGGUACUUCGACGACGUCACGGCCUGAAGUGACGGAGUUAUAGAGACAUGCUGCUAUCGGUGCUUUAAACAGCGUAGGCGCUUGGCUGGUAUCGGUUGAUGGCGUGUAAUGAGGAUUGAGGGGCUGCAACUGCAAUCUCACUUUGGCGACCAGAAGUAACUCCAGUAUUUCUGCAAAGUAUUCUGAGACUCGAGACUGUCCAUGUUGUUUGUUAUGCUUGUAGCAGAUGCAGCUAUUUUCGGA